Monodelphis domestica (gray short-tailed opossum) is the source of this 6418-nucleotide messenger RNA. It is a transcript of the gene CCDC149, whose product is annotated as coiled-coil domain containing 149. NCBI's taxonomy places the organism in Eukaryota, Metazoa, Chordata, Mammalia, Didelphimorphia, Didelphidae. The record is from RefSeq and is a predicted model, not a curated record.
GUGGGUCUCGUUGUCGUGGGGCCUCUAACUGAGGGAUCCCCGGCAGGUGCCUGCGCCGGGAGGGGAGCGGCAGCUCCGGCUGGGCUCCGGCUCCAGCUCCGGUUCGAGCUCCUCCUCCCGCUCCUCACGCUAAGGCUGACGUUGGGUAAACAGUGCGGGCAGGGGCAGCUGGAGGCGGUAGUAGCGCGGGGCGUGGGGACAGUCCUGGCACGGGUCUGUGGGCGCCCGCCCCUCCCGCGCCCCUCUCCAGUGCCCGCCGAGGCCACUUGGGGUUGGGGGGGGUGGGAGGAAGGAAGCCAGGGCGGGGGAGCAGGUUAUUGAUGAAGCUGCUUCACGCAUGGAUGAAGCCAUGAAUUUCAAUCGGACCGAGAGCGACUGGCAGGGGCUGGUGAGCGAGUACCUGGUGUGCAAAAGGAAGCUAGAAAGUAAAAAGGAGGCUUUGCUGAUCCUUUCUAAGGAGUUGGAUACAUGUCAACAGGAGAGAGACCAGUACAAACUCAUGGCCAAUCAGCUUCGGGAGCGGCACCAGUCCUUGAAAAAGAAAUACCGAGAGCUGAUUGAUGGAGACCCAUCAAUUCCACCUGAAAAGAGGAAACAGGCUAAUCUCGCACAACUAUUGAGUGAUUCUCGGGACCGAAAUAAACAUCUGGGAGAAGAAAUUAAAGAACUUCAGCAGAGACUUGGAGAAAUACAAGGGGACAAUAAGCUCCUAAGGAUGACGAUAGCAAAACAGAGACUAGGUGAUGAAGAAAUUGGAGCCCGCCAUUUUGCAGCCCAUGAACGAGAAGACCUGGUUCAGCAGCUAGAGAGAGCUCGGGAACAGAUUGAAUCCCUGGAACAUGACUUACAAGCCUCUGUGGAUGAGUUACAGGACAUUAAAGAGGAACGCUCUUCCUACCAGGAUAAAGUGGACAGGCUGAACCAAGAGCUCAAUCAUAUCCUGGGUGGUCAUGAGAACCGCAUCAUUGAUGUGGACGCCCUCUGCAUGGAGAACAGAUACCUCCAAGAGAGAUUAAAGCAGCUUCAUGAAGAGGUCAGCCUACUUAAAUCUAAUAUUGCCAAAUAUAAGAAUGCCCUGGAGAGACGGAAAAACUCCAAAAGCCAGGGCAGAUCCAGCAACAGCAGCAGCAGUGCCUUAACUGGAGUCCUGUCUGCAAAACAAGUUCAAGAUUUAUUAUCUGAAGAUCAUGGAUGUAGUCUUCCAGCAACACCACAGUCCAUUUCAGAUCUGAAAUCUCUAGCUACUGCCCUGUUAGAGACAAUCCAUGAGAAAAACAUGGUUAUUCAACACCAAAGGCAGACCAACAAAAUCCUAGGUAACCGAGUGGCAGAGCUGGAGAAAAAAUUGAGAACUUUGGAAGUAUCGGGUUUGUGGAGUCUCCCAGGCCUGAGCUACAAUGUUUCAGUGGGAUUCAGGAGAGGCAAGGACACCAUAACUUUCAAUGAUUCCACUCUUCCAGUCAUGAAGAGGUCAAGAUCCCCUCUCCUGAAAUUCCUAGAUCAGCAAGAACAAAACAAAAUAUAUACUAAAGAUGGGGAGCAGAAGGAAGGAGAUGAAAGUUCUUCUGUUGCUGUGGCAUUGACAGCUCCUGAGGAGGCUGCAGCCCAGCUCUCUGACAAUUCCCCAGCCAAGCCCAAGCACGGGAACCAACGCAAGCACUUUCAUCCCUCAUUACCCCAGCUACCUUCUGAGGAAGAAGAAAUAAACAGGCUUGGAAGUGAAAUCAUUAAACUGACAGAGGAACAGGCAGCUGAAGAACUAGAAGGGACCAGAAAAGGGAGUUCUCAAGAGGACCCAAGAAAAGGGACAGGUCCAUCUCACAUCAGGGGGAUGGCCAAGGUAGAGUCUCCUUUGUCUAGCCCUGAUCCCUUUGGUUCCAGUGAGUCCUUGGGUUUGGGGAAAGAACAAGCCCUGGAAGGCUGUGACCCGGAAGAGGAGAAAGCCAUCCCAGAGGAGAGCUGCUCGGGUAUCGUGAAGACAUGAAGGAUAAAAGGAUUGAAAAUUGGAACACAUGGAAGGCGCUAGGGACAAUAAGAAUUAAGCCACAGAACAACACAUUAGAAGUAACUCUCUCCUCAAAUACUCCCUAGUCUGGGACUCAGAAAAUCCUCUGAUCCUGUUGCAAACUGUAGGUAUUUUGAUGACAGUACAGCUUGAUUUAUUAAAUGCAGGUCCUCAAUCUUCUCAUCAUCAUAUCUUACUACUGAAGAUGUACUGCUGUGAACACGGGCAGGCACUGAAAAUAGUGUGCGCCAUAUGGCUGGUUUUUCCCAUCCGUCUUUGUGUCGGCAUUUGUUUUAUUAGAGAUAAGAUGUUUUUCUAUUAACGUUUAAUGUUGUCGAUCAAAAUUAUGGGAAGAGCUUGAAACUGAUGGGCUUUUUAAUCAGGUCCCCGGUAUUUGUAAUGAUUAAGGCUGUUGGGAAGAGAGACAUAAUUGAGCAUAAUGGGUCCGAAGGGCCCACCGUGACACUUUGUCAUGUCAAGGCCUUGUUGGGUCUCCUCCACAUGGAUGCUCUUGGCACAGCGCCUGUAGCAAUGUGUCACAGCUGGGAACAGUGGGUGGAGAGGGGCCUCAGCAGCCUUAGAGGACUUGUUUCCCUAUUCUGAAUUCAUACCUCUCAUUUGGGUGCUUGUGUUGUUGGGUAAAUGACAAGUGUGCCAACUUGGGCAUUGGUUGGUGCAUUUAUAGUACCAGGGAGGGAAGCAUGAAAGUCACAAUAUAGUUUGAGGGCAAAAGAAACAAGGUGAAAAGUAGAGCCAGGAAAUGAUCAUUCUCACCUUUCAAACUUCUCCAUCAGUGGUAUAUUCUGAUACUUUUGGAGUCAUCUGCUUUUUGGGUAAAAAACAACAACAAAUUGGUGUGAUCCUAGGUAAAUGACUUAACUUUGGGGGCCUGUGUUUCCUUAUUUGUAUAUUGAUGGGAAGGAGGGGAGACAGAUUCAGUGUCCUCUAAAAGUUCCUUCUAGCUCUGAAUCUAUGAUCCUAGCAUUCUAUCUAGGACUCAGCUGCCCACACACUGGUGUGAAACUUGAACCCUGGAAGGAGAAGAUAGCAUCUCCAGGACUGUGAAGUCUCUCUAGGAAACCCCUUGAGGAGAAGGGUCUUUUUAUGCUGUCGUAUGGGCAUCUGGGUGAUGCAAUGGAGAGAGUGCCUGACCUGAAGUCAGGAAGACUUUUUCUUGAAUUCAAAUCUGGCCUCAGAUACUUACUAGCUGUGUGACUCUGGGCAAGUCACUUAACCCCAUUUGCCUCAGUUUCCUCAUCUGUGAAAUGAGCUGGAGAAGGAAAUGGCAAACCACUCCAGUAUCUUUGGCAAGAAAAACCCAGAAGGGGUCACAAAGAGUCAGACACAACUGGAACUAUAACAUAUAUUCAGAAAAUGGAAUUCCCCAUGUCUCAGGGUCAGUUCAUUUCCCCCAGGAAACUGUAAAUUUAUGUGAAAGCCUGAGAACCUCUUCAGAGGCUUCCUUAUAUGAACCAGAGGAGUUUCUUAAGCAGUGAUGGCAUUUUAUUUUGUUUUUUUUUACCUCCUAACCAUCCUAAAAAGAAAAUGUGCAUAUUAAAUGUAUGGAUAUCUAAAUAUGGUGGUCAGUUUAUCUUCCUCUCUCUCUCUCUGCCUUUGCAGAGAAUGAUAAAAAGGACUGAAUCUGAAGGCAGGAGACCCGAGUUCCCAUCUCAGACCCCCUUACUGGAUAAAGAACAUAAGCAAAUCAGAGAAAUACACCAAAAUCUCAACUCACAGAGCUGUUGGGAGCUGUGCACUCUACCCACUUUAAAGCACCAAAGAAAUGGUCAUUUAUUAUUCAUUCCUCUUCUUCCCACAUUUAUGGACAAUCACAGGAGAGAUGGGGUUAAAAGCCCCGGGCUUUCCCCCCUAUCCUAUGAGGGGCUGUUUGUUUUGGGGGAUUAGGAUUUUUGGGGGGUGGUUACUAAUUGAGAAAAGAUAAGAGCAGCCCAGAGAGGCUAUGAAAGUAGAAAGAGAUUCACCAAGUGUGUGUAUGCUCAGUGACUCCCCAGCUAAAACUGCCAGCCCCAGGGGUCCCUAACCCCUGCAGAACUGGACAUCAGUUAAUCCUGCUGCUGAUCCUCAGAGGUACCCCAUCUCCACACACAGAGACCCUCUGCCUCACCCCACUUGGCCCCCAUCCAUCCAACUUCCUGGGGAGGGAAUUUGCCUCUGCAGCUGCAAAGUCUGUGUGGGCCAGCAGCCACAGAGGUAAUUUUCCUGCUGGACCCGGACUUAACUGCCUGCAAAUGUUCAGCUCUCCCAAGUAGCACUUUAAAGGCACUGGAGGAAAAUGGAGCCAAAUUUAAUAAAAUAAUAAUAAAAAGAAAAUCCUCUCCUAGCUCAAGCUCAGUUUUGAUACCCAGCCUGCCAGGUGCACAUCUUUACAGUCCAUUUAUCAACUCCUGGACAACAGAGUUUAUGAUCUACCCCCAGCAUACUGCACCAUGGUCAGGGAAGCCCAGAGGAGUCCCAGGAGUGACAAGCCCCCAGAGGCAAACAGCCUGAAGUUGAAUGCUGGCCAGCACAUUGGCCUUGGUGGUGCAGAAUCUGGGCUGCUGUUGGGUACAUCGCCAUAACAAUAUUAUGUGUCCACUGCCUCCACCUAUCCUCAUCCAUUUUUUUUUGUUCUCGGAUAGUAAAGAAAAAGGUUCCAACUUGCUCACAAUUGUUUAUUUGUUUCCCUUUUAAACCCUCUUCUAAAAUCCUGCACCAUACUGCUCUGUCGAAUCUACCCUAUGGAUUACUUUUAGCCAAAAAGCCAAAAUAGUGUGAGUUUCCUAGUUAUUGAUUAAAAAAAAAAAAGAAAAAUGUUACUGCUUGGUCUACCCACCCAGCUGCAUUCUGACAUGCCCACUUUUGUCAGCCAGAAUGUGCCUGCCAUGUGUGGAUUGCUCUCUGCCUUUCCAGUACAGUCCAGGCAGAAUGCAGAACAGGGCAUGCAUGGAGAGAUGCAACUGAAAAUGACACUUCUCAUCAUAACAAAUGCUCCUUUCCUAUGACUGCCCAGCACUCAGCAGCCUUUAGGCAUUGAUUUCUACAUGCAAGUAUAUAUGAGGGUUUGUAGUUCUUUAAUUAAGACCUGAGAAAAUAAAUCCUUUCCUUAAAAAAAAAUUGGGGCUUUCCUUACCCCCUGAGACCCAUUCCCACAACAUCCUUCCUUCCUUGCCCACAAAAUUCUUCCCAGCCUCUGGCAAGUAUUCCCUGAGGCUUUCUUUAGCCAGGAGGCACCCAGUGGCAUUCAGCUCAGUCCCAGGCAAGUAGUAUUAGAUGCCUUUUCCCAGAGCUAGCCUUAGGCAAGAAUGUGAGGGAGUUGUUUUUUCCACUCUCCCUGCUCUUCAGGUGUCCAAUGAAUUCCCCACUUUCCAAAAUCCUUGAGAGAGAAAAAAACAAUCUGAUAGCAAUCAUUUACACUUUAGUAUGAAUAAAGUACACUGUUCCCUAAAAGUAGAGGGAAAGCUUUGUUCCCUAUUCAGAGAAUUUCAAGUACCAUUAAGGAAGCUGAGAUGAUGACUGUGUGUGUGCAUUUUGGGGAGAUAGUUAUUUUCUUCCCCAUACCAAUCCUAAGCCAGCCAGCCCUCAUAACUGACAGGGCUUUCCAAAAAGCUUUCUUCUUCUCUUUGUUGGGAUUUUGGACUUGAUGUCUCUUUCUCUGCAGAACCAGACCUGCCCUCCAAAAAGAUCACUAUUUGAGCAAGAUUUAUUUCUGCUUUACUUCUGAACCCUGCCUAGUCAGCUUUUCCUACCCUCUUUUCUACUCCUGAACAUGAGACAGUUCUACUAUGAGAGCUCAAUGGCCAGCAGAAGGGCAGAGGCAACAUUGUGAGGAUCUCCAAACACAAUACUUUAAGGUAAAUGCAAAUUUCCAGGUGCUUUUCAUUCCUGCUGUCAAAUAGGGCAAAGAAUUGCUGGACAAAGACAAUUCCAAAGAUCAGAGAGAGAGGUUUGGGAGACCAGUGGUGAAUCUAAUUAGAAAUGAGAGAGGAGGAAAAAAUGAGAAGGUCCCCUCUCACAAUGUUACAGCUGAUCCAAAAAAAUAGAAAAAAGAAAAAAUCCUACCACAGCAUGAAGGCAAUUUAAAAUGAUAGAUUUCGAUGUGCUGCCUUAUUUUUCUUAUCACUUCUUUCCUAAAUGAGGGUUUUUUGAUGCACAGGGCAGUUUGCAGAAUACUGAAAAGUUUGACUUUCCUUGGUCUGUCUGAACGUAGGGAUAUAUUUUGGGAUCUGAGCAGAGACCAAUGAUAACCUAUUAAAUUUAAAACAAUUGGCUUUUUUAUCGGCUGCUGUUUUGUUUUAUUUAAAGAAAAGAAGUUCUAUUUAUUUGCAGACUUCACUUUAUUGGAUUCUAUAAUCACCAUGCAUCAUAACUAUAUUUUUUGUUACCUGGAAUAAAAAUGGGGUAAUUUUCCUGGUA